UUCACUGGUAUAAUUUUUUUAAGCAUCUAACUCUUUCUACAAGUUGGUAUGAAGCCCGGUCUUGAUUAAGCUAAUCCAAUUCUUUUCAUCUCCAUUGUUCAUUUAAUUUUCGUGUCUUAACUUAAAUACCUAUUUCUUCUGUUUUUAAUCUUUUUCGCCUAUUUAAGAAGUAUUGUACAGGUAAAUUUACUGCUUACUAGGUUUAACAGAGCUCGUUCUGGUGAAAUUUUGGGUCAGUUAUGGAAUUCCUGUUUGGGUUUUAGAGCAAUUUCUGUGAAUGGAAUUCAGAAUUUGGAAGUUAGGAUUUUUAUGGUAGAGGACAAGAAAACUCCAAUUGCGUGUUAUUGGGUGAGAACUGAUCUGGGUUAUUGUUAGAUUACUUGUUAUUUCCUGUAGUUAGAUCUAAAUGGAUUUGCAUUUGAAGAAGUUGUUUGGUAGAUUCCAGGACCAAUUUGGAUCUGGUCCUGGACUAGGUCCCGGAUCAGGGACAUGUUUAAUGAAGGUUGAUGGAAUCUCUCCUAGUUUCAUUAAAUCCAUAUUUAAAGGUUCUGCAGCUUUGUUUAGAACUCAGCCAUGGAAGAGAUUGCGCCCAGGACAUUUGUUUGGUAUCCGGGUUGGGAAGGAUUCUGAUUGGUCUGGCAAGAAACAGCCUUUCCCUUUUGUCCAGUUCAUCGGAGGGGAUGGAGGGGAUAUCGCAUUUUACAUGUUUCGAACUGAGAAUGAUGCUAAAUUGAUGACAGAUUCAAGAGAGACGAUACGGGCUCCAAAUGUUGAGCUUUUGAGGGUUACUUAUGAGCUUGAGUCAUUGAUGUUUCCUUCAAAUCGUAGAAUGAUCAAGUCUUUGUCGUUAGAAGCAUCAGGACCUGAUCGGUUUCCUGUCAUUGAUGUUACACACUGUACAUCAUCGGGAGAACUAGGUUUCAGGAAUCCAACUCUUGAAGAGCUUAGAUUUGUCUAUGCGUUCAUGAAAGCGUUUUCUUUGUUGCAUCCCUUGCUUGAGGAGGAUAAAGAAAAGGCUCAAAAAUUGUCAAGGAUGUUAUAUUUUGAACCAUUUAUUGAGACAGUUGACGUCCAGUGGCCUCCAGAAAUGGUCAAGGGCAAUGACUUUGUUGUAGUUACAAUCUCACAUCCACCCGGUUGGACAUAUGAAGAAAAAGCCAGCUCAACACCCACCGAGAAUGCAGAAUCAUCAUCUCUGGAGGAGGCCUUAGUUUCCUUAUAAACCAUGAAGAUAAUAUAUAUGUAUUUACCCUCCUUAAAUGUGCUUACCAUUUGUGGUUCCUGCAGGAUUUCCAAAACUGGGUUUUUCUGGUAGACCAUAGAGAUUGAUAUGUGCAUUUUCGUGUUUAUUUCGUGAUGUGAUUUUUUACUCCUUUUGUUGUGCUAUAGUGUUGUCACUAAAUUUUUGUUUGCUUGUCACUUAUUUCCCGUUUUCCUUUGUUGAUCGCAAACAAGAAAACUUAUUAGGCCUC
Carica papaya (papaya) is the source of this 1472-nucleotide messenger RNA. Its product is annotated as zinc finger MYND domain protein. NCBI's taxonomy places the organism in Eukaryota, Viridiplantae, Streptophyta, Magnoliopsida, Brassicales, Caricaceae. The record is from RefSeq and is a predicted model, not a curated record.